AUGGUGGUCCUGGCUGCCAUCUUCGGCCUUGCUGGGGCGCUCGGAAGCGGCGGCGGCGGCGGUGGCGGCGACAAGCAGCCCCCGAGCCUCUGGGAACCGAUCCCAUUCGUGUACAACAGCCUGCAGUUUCUGCUGGACAACGAGGGGUUCAUGAAGCGGGCGCAGGCCGCCCUCAAGAAAACCACCGUCGCCCGCUUCCGCCAGGGCGGCCACCUGGUCUACCUGGUGUCGGGCCCCAAGAACGUCCAGGCUGUCUUCGGCCGGUCGCAUAACAACAACAUCCACAACGACGACCUCAUGGUCCGCAGCACCCUGCCGCUGUGGUACCGCCUGUCCGCCGACGACCUGCGCCGCUUCGCCACGGACAAGACCGGCCGCGGCCGCAACCCCCUGCCCGGGACCGAGGACACGCCGCCGGAAAAUCGCCUCUUCCUCGGCUACGAGCACGUCCACAACGAGUUCCUCGCCCGCGCCCAGCACCUCGCCCCGAUGGUGGAGCAGUACCAGCGCCAGCUGACCCAGACCCUGGACGGCCUGUGUCCCUCUCCCUCGGACGCUACCGGCACCGGGAAGAAGGGCCGGAACGACGACGGGGUCGUCCUCGGCGUCGUCGACUUCUGCAAGGGGCGGGUGGCGCGGUGCGCGCUGCACGCGCUGCUGGGCCCGGGGGCGUUCGAGAUCAGCCCGGACCUGGUGGAGCGCAUGUGGGAGUUCGACGACGCCGUCUUCCCGCUCGUCAUGGGCCUGAGACUGGGCGUGCCCGAGUGGCUCAACCGGCGUGCCCACGCGGCCCACCGCCGCUACCUCAACGCCGUCCGCCGCUACCUCGACGCCGCCUGGGCCGACUUCGACUGGGCCGACCCGGCCUCGGCCGACGCCCGCUGGGAGCCCCGCUUCGGUGCCCAGGUCACCCGCGAAGUCGCCAAGUGGUUCCGAGACCACGGCUUCACCGGCCCCGACACCGGUCCUGGCGCCGUCGGCAUCCUCGCCUGGGCGCAAAACUCCAAUGUGAUCCCGACGACGACCUGGCUGGUGAUGGAGGUCGCCCGGGACCCGGAGCUGCUCCGGGCGCUGCGCGAGGAGGUCGAGACGGCGUUCGCGACGGACGGGGCGACGGGGCGGAGGAGGACGCUCGACCCGCAAAAGGUGGCGGCGCUGCCGCUGCUGGCGUCGGCCUACACCGAGACGCUGCGGCUGCGCAUGAACUUCAACGUCGUCCGCAACGUCCGCCAGUCCUUCACCAUGGCCGGAUACACCAUCCGCGGCGGCAGCCUCCUCCAGGUGCCCACCCUCGUCGCCCACUACGACGAGGACGUCUGGGGCGCCGAGUCCCACCCGGCCUCCGAGUUCUGGGCCGGGCGCCAUAUCAAGUACACCGACGAGCCCGAUGCCGAGGGCCGCGUUACCCGGAAGCGCGUCUUUGCCAUGGCCAGCCGGACCGGGUCGUAUUUUCCCUACGGCGGCGGCAACCUGAUCUGCCCCGGGCGGCACUUUGCCAAACAGGAGAUCAUGCUGACCAUCGCCCUGCUCAUCUCCCGCUUCGACAUCGAGUUCCUCGGAUGGACAAAGCUGGACGGUUCUCCCUCCGAUCGACCCCCGCGCAACGACCCGCGCUUCAGCGGCGGCGGGGCCGCGCCUCCGGAUCGAGAUAUGAAGAUUAGGAUCAGGCCGAUCGCUUCGUAA
This is a messenger RNA of Thermothelomyces thermophilus ATCC 42464, 1683 nucleotides long. RefSeq lists its product as uncharacterized. NCBI's taxonomy places the organism in Eukaryota, Fungi, Ascomycota, Sordariomycetes, Sordariales, Chaetomiaceae. Bases 1 to 1683 code for a protein of 560 amino acids. Gene Ontology annotation, molecular function: steroid hydroxylase activity; heme binding; iron ion binding. The transcript is spliced from 3 exons. The record is from RefSeq and is a predicted model, not a curated record.